UUUCUCCCGAAAUACUUUGUUACAGGACACCCAUCAGAGGUGACAUGACGUGCAUAGAUUCUUGUAAUAAGGAACUGAAAGUGCUAUUAUAUACAUUUCACAAAGUAGGUCCUUCCACUAGUUUUGUCUCAAAGCGACUAUUAAUAAGGGAGGUGUUUUGGAUCCUCAUUAGAAAGCAAGUAAUUGCAAGAGUGUUGUCAUGGUGCUCUAUCAGAAAAGUGGUAGCUCUGAAGAAAUCAUGAAAAUGGACAUGGAAUUUGAAAAGAAGACGACUUUACACAAAGAUCGUUGUAGCAGGAAAACUGGCAUCCUCCUAAUUCUAGGAGUUUGCAUGAUUGUCUUCAUGACCAUGACUUUUGUCAUCUUUUUGCAUCAACAAAAAAAAUUCUCGAUGUUGGAGAGUUGGAUGAACAGUCAGAGUUCAAAUCUGACUUCAGUCAAUCCUGAUCUUCAGAAAACAGAGCGUCAGGAUGUGUUAUACACUGAAGUGAAGAGUUUGAGUUCUGCAGUAUCAGCGCUGACAUCCAAACUAAAUGAUACAGUUAGCAAUCAGGACCAGAAACAGACUGAAACAAAACAAUUAUUAGGCAAUUUGAGCUCAUCUGUUACAUCUCUACAGUCUGAUCUUCAAAAGAAGCAGCGUGACUUUGAGUCUCUGUCGAGCUCACUGAAUGACCUGAAGAGUUCAGUUUCAGAUCUCUCUUCUUCUGUCUCAACUGUUUCUUCUCAACUAUCAUCAGUCAGCAUGAAAGAUGUGUCACAAACUGACAUAAAGAGUUUGAUGAAUAAUCUGAGUUCUGCAGUGUCAGCGCUGACGGUGCAGCUGAAUGAUGCAGUUAACAAGCAGGACCAGAAACAGAGUCAAACAGAAAGAUCACUGGACAGUCUGAAGACAUCGGUAGAGUCUGAUCAACAAAACAAACAACGUGACUUCGAGUCUCUGUCGAGCUCACUGAGGGACCUGAAGAGUUCAGUUUCAGAUCUCUCUUCUUCUGUCUCAACUGUUUCUUCUCAACUAUCAUCAGUCAGCAUGCAACAGCAGGAUGUGAAAAGCUUGAUGAACAGUUUGAAUGUUAUAGUAUCACCACUGACAUCUACACUAAAUGAUGCAGUUAAAAAGCAGGAACAGAAACAGAGGGAAACAGAAAGAUCCCUGGACAGUUUGAAGUCUUCUGUACAAUCUGAUCAACAAAACAAACAGCGUGACUUGGAGUCUCUGAAGAGCUCAUUGAGGGACCUGAAGAGUUCAUUGUCAGAUCUCACUUCUUCUUUCGCAUCGAUUUCCUCAAAACAACAAACCUCUGAGGAAAGAGUCAUGAACGCUCUGAAGGAGCUGAUGAAUAAAAUGAGCAACAAAACAGCAGACGUCUCUGUGGCCGUCUGUAAAUCUGGCUGGAUCUUGUACAAAAGCAGCUGUUUCUUGUUCUCUAGUAAUCAACUCACCUGGUCAGAGGCACGAGAUUACUGCAAAGCUCAGAAUGCAUUACUCCUGAAAAUACAAGACGACGAUGAGGAGUGGGCCUUUCUGAACAAUCAAACCAUGCCCACAGGCUUCUGGGUGGGUCUAACUGAUCAGACCACAGGACGGUGGCGAUGGGCGGAUGGAACUCGUUACAUCAUGAAUAAAGAGCGCUGGAAUCCUGGGCAGCCGGAUGACUGGACAGACCAUGGUUUGGGAGAGGGAGGAGAGGACUGUGGACAGAUAACAUAUACUGGGAAACUAAAUGACAACCACUGCUCUGUCAAAAUGAGAUUUAUUUGCAGAGUGUAAUCCUGAACCUCAAAAGGUCUUUGAUGAAUUGCAGUCAAAAUGAGAAGGAAGAUCAGAUCUCCUCAGAUCUCUCAGUAAUCUCUUUAAUCUUAGCAAUUCUUGCUUUCUUUAUCUUUUAAUAAAAAAACAAAUAUUUCA
Messenger RNA from Carassius auratus (goldfish), 1909 nucleotides. Its product is annotated as asialoglycoprotein receptor 1-like. The transcript is spliced from 16 exons. NCBI's taxonomy places the organism in Eukaryota, Metazoa, Chordata, Actinopteri, Cypriniformes, Cyprinidae. Bases 200 to 1771 code for a protein of 523 amino acids. The record is from RefSeq and is a predicted model, not a curated record.